AUGUAUUUCACGCUCCGCCUUCUUCCUACUGCCGGUGCCCGGGAAAGGGAAGUGAGGUACUUCCGGUGUAAUGGCGGCGCGGUGUGGUUCCAGGUAAUUAUCGAAUUCCGUGGACUCGCGGAAGAGCCAACUGGGGGUGGUGGAUUGCCGAAUCAGCAUUCUUCUGGUCAUGACAGAAGGGAAAACUAUAAUUCAUAUCAGAGGACCUCCUCUCCAGAAGACAGAUAUGCAGAACAAGAGAGAUCUCCACGGGAUAGAGAUUAUUUUGACUAUAGCAGGUCAGACUAUGAGCAUUCAAGAAGAGGACAUUCUCAUGAUGGUAGCAUGGAGUCACGAAGUAGGGACCGAGAAAAACGCAGAGAAAGAGAAAGAGAUGUGGAUCGGAAAAGGUCCCGGAAAUCUCCAUCUCCUGGGAGAAGAAGCCCAGAACCAUCAGUAACCCAGAGUUCCUCUGCUCAGGAUGAACCUACUGCAAAGAAGAAGAAAGAUGAGCUGGAUCCUCUCCUUACUCGCACUGGUGGAGCAUACAUUCCCCCUGCAAAGCUCAGGAUGAUGCAAGAGCAGAUUACAGAUAAAAACAGCUUAGCCUACCAGAGAAUGAGCUGGGAGGCCCUAAAGAAGUCAAUCAACGGUCUUAUCAACAAAGUCAACAUUUCCAAUAUAAGUAUUAUUAUUCAAGAGCUUCUUCAAGAAAAUAUAGUGAGAGGAAGUGAAAGCAAAGCACAUGAGGUUUUAUGCUUAGAGAUGCUCACUUUGCUCCUGGAAAGACCAACAGAUGAUAGUGUUGAAGUAGCUAUUGGUUUUCUCAAGGAAUGUGGCCUUAAAUUAACACAAGUGUCACCAAGAGGAAUCAAUGCUAUAUUUGAACGCCUUCGAAACAUUCUGCAUGAGUCUGAAAUUGACAAAAGAGUUCAAUAUAUGAUUGAGGUAAUGUUUGCUGUACGGAAGGAUGGAUUCAAGGACCACCCUAUUAUCCUAGAAGGACUUGACUUAGUGGAAGAAGAUGAUCAGUUCACCCAUAUGCUGCCUUUGGAGGAUGACUAUAAUCCAGAAGACGUUCUUAAUGUUUUCAAGAUGGAUCCUAAUUUUAUGGAGAAUGAAGAGAAGUACAAAGCUAUUAAGAAGGAAAUUCUUGAUGAAGGAGACAGUGACUCAAACACAGACCAAGAUGCUGGAAGUAGUGAGGAGGAGGAGGAAGAGGAGGAGGAAGAAGGAGAAGAAGAUGAAGAAGGACAAAAAGUGACUAUUCACGACAAAACAGAAAUUAAUCUGGUCUCAUUUCGUCGUACAAUUUAUCUUGCUAUUCAGUCAAGUUUAGAUUUUGAAGAAUGUGCUCACAAAUUGCUGAAAAUGGAGUUUCCUGAGAGUCAAACAAAAGAACUCUGCAACAUGAUACUUGAUUGCUGUGCCCAACAAAGGACGUAUGAGAAAUUUUUUGGCUUAUUAGCUGGGAGAUUUUGCAUGCUAAAAAAAGAAUACAUGGAAUCUUUUGAAAGUAUAUUCAAAGAACAGUAUGAUACCAUCCAUCGCUUGGAAACAAACAAAUUGAGAAAUGUUGCCAAGAUGUUUGCUCACCUUUUAUACACCGAUUCACUUCCAUGGAGUGUUCUUGAAUGUAUAAAACUGAGUGAAGAAACCACCACAUCAUCCAGUAGAAUUUUUGUUAAAAUAUUUUUCCAGGAACUGUGUGAAUACAUGGGUCUCCCUAAACUUAAUGCAAGAUUAAAGGAUGAAACCCUACAGCCAUUUUUUGAAGGAUUAUUACCCCGAGAUAAUCCAAGAAACACUCGGUUUGCCAUCAACUUCUUUACUUCUAUAGGUCUUGGAGGUUUAACGGAUGAAUUGCGUGAGCAUCUCAAAAAUACACCAAAGGUCAUCGUGGCACAGAAACCAGAUGUUGAGCAAAAUAAAUCCUCCCCAUCUUCCUCUUCAGCAUCCUCCUCUUCAGAGUCUGAUUCCUCUGACUCUGAUGCCGACAGCAGCAACAGCAGUUCAGAGUCUUCCAGUGAAGAGAGCGGUUCUUCAUCUGCCGGCAGUCACAACUCUGCCCCAGCUAAAAAAACAAGAAAGAAGGGACAAAAGAAGACCAGAAGUAAAGAAGUAGAUAAAUUGAUCAGGAGCCAGCAAACAAAUGAUAGGAAACACGAAGAAAGAAGACUAGAACAAAGGCACCAGGAAACAAGGACUGAGAGAGAGAGAAGGUCAGAAAAACACAGAGAUCAAAAUUCAAGAGAUGCAAAUUGGAGAGAUCCCAUAAGGAAAUACAUGUCCGACAGAGGUGUUCCUCCUGAACGAAAUAAUUACAGUAGAGUCGUGAAUGACAGAGACCAAGAAAUGCACAUAGAUUUGGAAAAUAAGCAUGGUGAUCCUAAAAAGAAGAGAGAAGAGAGAAGACAUUCUUUUUCUGAGAAUGAGAGGCACAGACACCGAAAUAAGGACAGUGAAAAUUUUAGAAGAAAAGAUAGAUCAAAGUCAAGGGAAACAGAUAGAAAACAUUCAGGCUCUAGAAGUGAUGAGGAUAGGUAUCAGAAUGGUGCCGAGAGGCAAUGGGAAAAAUCUAGCAGGUACUCUGAACAAUCCAGAGAAUCAAAGAAAAAUCAGGAGCGGCGAAGGGAAAAGUCUCCAGCAAAGCAAAAAUAAUUCUACAAAAUGACAUAAACUGGACAUGCCUUAUAUUAAGUUGAAACAGAUUAUUUUUUACAUCGAUUGGUGAACUUUAUAGAGAAUUCUUGUAUAAAGUACUGGUUUGUAUUUGUAAAUUUUAAAAAUGUCUUCUUUGUAACAUGUUUUAUAAUUGAUACAUCUCAAGGUCCUCCACAUAAAAUUAUUUGAAGAGAACAGUUUCACCAGAACGGGAUGUAAGUCUUGCUUAUAUUUUGGGAAUAAAAUGAUCAAAUACUCA
Propithecus coquereli (Coquerel's sifaka) is the source of this 2902-nucleotide messenger RNA. RefSeq names its product CWC22 spliceosome-associated protein (gene CWC22). Gene Ontology annotation, cellular component: catalytic step 2 spliceosome. Gene Ontology annotation, biological process: mRNA splicing, via spliceosome. Lineage: Eukaryota; Metazoa; Chordata; Mammalia; Primates; Indriidae. The coding region runs from base 1 to 2640 and encodes 879 amino acids. Gene Ontology annotation, molecular function: RNA binding. The record is from RefSeq and is a predicted model, not a curated record. The transcript has 18 exons.